This is a messenger RNA of Prorocentrum cordatum, 2049 nucleotides long. NCBI's taxonomy places the organism in Eukaryota, Dinophyceae, Prorocentrales, Prorocentraceae. The record is from the annotation of a GenBank genome assembly.
CUUGUGUGCGCUUGUGUGUACGAGUGUGUGUCGGAUGCUCGUCGCCAUCCACAACCAGAUCGGUUCGAAGGCUCAACAGGGCCUCGUUCAUUUGGUUCAUGUAUCAAGCAUGUCUGCAGCGCCUUUACAAGAUGAUGCAUCCACGGUCGGCAUGGUGGAAGUACAGGAGGAUGACUUUGCGCAGACAGCGGAUCGGUCCAGACGAGUUUGGAAGAUCAACGCUCGCUUGGUGUACGCAGUUAAUUUUGUGCACAUGACUAUGUACACCAUGUGUUUGGGUGGCAUCUUUGACAUAUUUCUUUACAAUUUGUCGCAGGAUCAGAUUACAUUGAUCUCUGAUCCGGUAGUGGUUGGAGCCCGCUCGCCGCCAGUGGCGCCAGUUCACGUCGACACGCAAGGCUCAUUCGAGCUUACGUUUGGCAUCAAACCUGCACGUGAUUUGUCGUACUACCCAGUGGGCUCGCCUUGUAAGCAGAGCUACACAUGCGGCACUUCUAUACUGCACAUCACUGACGGGUCUGGCAAUGGAGACUGCUGCAAGGUUGGCAAUCGGAUGCCCAUGAUCAUGUUCGGAAACGACAGUACGCGUCUCAUGGUGGCAAUGGACGCAGUUGGACAGGACGAGACUAUGACGGUCCGGGAAUACGACAAGCUACAGAAGUGCAGUGCGCAGAGCGAGCUGCCUGUUGAUGUGUGGAGUAAUGUGAAGAUCAAGGCUUGUGCCGCACAGGACGCAAAGGGCAAGCUGAGCCCUAACAGUACGGUUUCUAACGGAGCGCUUGUUCUGUUCGUGAACGGCACAAAAGUGUGCGAAGUGCCUGGGACCGCUUACCAUCAGCUCCCAGAGAGGUUGGCAGCGCAAGUCUUUCUUGGUCCUCUGCAGCCGCCGUUGCAGGAGACGCACAUUGCCGCAAACAUCAGUAUUCGAGACGUGAAGUACGGAAGGCCUGCUUCCAAUCUGUUUGUUGGAACUGUAAACAGCGUGCAGGGUGUGAUGUCCGUAUUGAUAAUGUACCCCAUCGGGUGGCUGGGUGAUAAGAUGAACCGGUACAGUCUUACCAGGUUGACAGUCUUUGUGGGAGCGGCCGCGGCAGCCUUGUUGAUGAACGCCGUGGUACAGAGGGACACCGUGUGGCUCUACGCAGGUGUUAUCGUUUUCACACUCUACCAGCAAAGCAUAUCUUCUACAAUUUAUGCGAUUCUGGCCGAUAACGUUCCCCGACAACGUCGCACGCAGGCCGGCGUCAACUACAAGACUUUCUCGGCCCUCGCCAUGUCAUCGGGUCCUGCUAUUCAGCUUCUCGCGCUCUUGUCGGGGUACGCCUCGGACACCUGGAGCACCGCAACCUUUCAGAUGAUUUUGCUCCCAGGCUGGGCCCUUCUGCCUGUUGUGUGCUUGUUGGCGUUUGCCCUCAAGCCCGUGGGCAAGACCAUCUCGGGCACCCCCAGCGUGGACGAGCUUUUGCUUCCAAUGGAAGGCGCGGAGUCAGCCUCGCCCAGGCAACGCCUCAGCGAGGCGUGGCUGGACGAGCGUGUGGUCUGUUCUGUCAGGCGCCGGUUCGUGGUUGCAACCUCUGUGAACCUGUUUUUCAUAUUGACGUUACUGGCAAACGGCAUGACCGUUCGUUAUUUUAGUUUGUAUUUCACGCAGGUUCUGAAGUUCACACCGGUGUCCAGCUGCCUGCGGCAACGCUCGCCGCCAUGCCAGCGCAGCAGCACUGGCGCGGGUCUCGAACGCCCCCUCCUCGCCCGCGGUCUCUUUCUCCUCCUCUCUCCUCCUUCGUCCUCGUCUUUGUCGGAUGCGUAUUGCCAGGCAUAUUAGGUUAAAGAAGCCUGUCAGCCCCCUCUCACCAGUCAGAGUCGGUUUGGGGAGUCCUUUGUAGCCUUCGGGAGCUCGUCGAGCCGUUUUUGGAUUGUUUUGUUGGCAUCUAGUUGCCGUUAUGUGCCUGUGUGCUUUGCUGUCCUAGAGCCGCCUUGAGGUCGACAGAGACUCUGGAGAGCAACUUCGCUGCGCGUGUGUGUUUGUUUUUUUUGGGGGGGGGGAGCCCG